Messenger RNA from Malus domestica (apple), 1462 nucleotides. Lineage: Eukaryota; Viridiplantae; Streptophyta; Magnoliopsida; Rosales; Rosaceae. The record is from RefSeq and is a predicted model, not a curated record.
AGUCUGUAUGUUAGAAUGUUAAUUCAUCUUGAACUGGUUGCAGUGUUGGAGCUCUCUGAGAAAUACCAAAAGCGCUUUGGUCCUCUUCGUUAUUUUGUUGCUGGAUUUCUCAAAUUCUUGUGCCUACCAAAGUACAGCUAUGAAGUUGAGUAUCUUCCAGCAUUAAAAGAGGACAUCUCAGAAAGGGAAGUAGUUGACAUGUCCGAACUAUACACAGACAUUAUGAGGAGAUCAAACACAGAUGGGAUUCCAAGAGCCUCUAGUUUGUCAAGUAUCGACUCCAUCAUGACUCCUACUCGAAUGUCUGGUGGAGACUUGGAUACAGCCUGCAGUAGCAAUCAUGCUAGCAUUGAACCAUCUGAGUACGUACGUGGCCUAGAUCCGAAAUCAAAACGACUUUCAAUGGGAAGAAGCAAUGUAACUGCAGAGCCAGAAGUUAUUCAUCCUCAGCUUCCUCUGUCAACGACUCCAAAUUGGCCAAGGACCCGCUCUAAGUCGAGAGCAGAUAAAGGAUGGACUGGAUUGACAGCCACACAUGAUGCCUCCAGAUCUUCUUGGUGCAAUGCUGGAACAAACGAUAAAGAGGAUAUAUCAUCAACUCUGUCUGAUCCAGGUCCAAUUUGGGAUGCGGAACCCAAGUGGGACAGUGAACCUAAUUGGGAUGUGGAAAAUCCUAUUGAAUUACCAGGGCCAUCAGAUGAUGUGGAAGCAGGAAGAAAGGAAGUUGUUCCUAGGUAUGAAGAUAAAUGGGUUGUUACUAAGGGUCAAUUCCUUGGUAUUCUGGUUUGCAAUCAUGCUUGCAGAACCGUUCAGAGUUCCCAAGUGGGUGGCGCCAAAAGCUGAGCAUGAUGACAACACCUUGGAUUUGAUCCUAGUUCAUGGAAGUGGGCGGUUAAGGCUGUUGAGAUUUUUCAUGCUACUGCAGAUGGGUAGACACCUUUCACUGCCAUACGUGGAAAAUGUCAAGGUGAAGUCAGUGAAGAUUAAGGUGUCAGGAAAGCACACCCACAAUGGUUGUGGUAUUGAUGGAGAGCUUUUUCCCCUCAACGGGCCAGUCAUUUCUUCUUUGCUUCCAGAACAGUGCAGACUUAUUGGCCGCUCCCUUACAGUUAACCCUCACGUCUGAAUACCGUGCAUCUUCUUUUGGACCUCUAUAACGGAUGUUAAGGGCAUUUUUCUAUUCACUCAUGGAACAUGCAAGAUUAAUGUUUGACCCUUAGCCGUUUAUAACAGCUUAGGCGCCUGUAAAUGUUUUGUUUGGCCAUGUUGUUUAUUGGUGUUUUCUUUAUCCUUUUGGUUUUUUUUUUUCGUUCAUUUUUUUGUAUUCAUUUGCAGAUCAUGUACAUCGUCCUUGUUUGUUAUCUGGCGCAAUCUGAUUGUGUAUUUAAGAUGCUGGUAUCCAUUUUUUUGUGACUGUUCGCGAUAUUUGUUUUGUAACAAUUGAUCAGCCAUCCUUGCUUGA